Molecule: messenger RNA, 2073 nt
Organism: Theobroma umbraticum
Lineage: Eukaryota; Viridiplantae; Streptophyta; Magnoliopsida; Malvales; Malvaceae
Product: SNF7 family protein
Biological process (GO): late endosome to vacuole transport via multivesicular body sorting pathway; vesicle budding from membrane
Cellular component (GO): ESCRT III complex; cytoplasmic side of plasma membrane; multivesicular body
Source: RefSeq, a predicted model, not a curated record
UCAAGCUGUUCCAGCUAGCCAUCAAUUUAUAGCUAAGAUACGUUUUGUUGGUUUUUAUGUUUUUAGUUCCUGCAAAAUGAUUCUAGUUCUUUUUUUUUUUAUUAUUCAAAAAGUAUAGGAUUUUUUCAAAGUCUCUCAUAGAGACCACAAAAAGCAAAUCCUGUUUAUCCGAUUAAAAUAAAUUUCAAAUCAAUUUUUAUGUAUAUUAUUAACAAAAGUUAAUAAAUUAAACUUAGUUCAUAAAAAAGUAAAUUAAGUUUAAAACCAUGUUUAGAACAAUUAAUGAAUAUUAGUAGGUAUUGCAUUAAGUAUAAAAAGUUUAUAAACAAAAACUAACAUAUAAAACUAAAAUUUAAUAUUAAAAAUUAUCAUAUAUAAUCAAGUUUAAAUAGUAAGUACUGUAAGAUUAAACUCAAUUAUAAGAUAUCUUAAUCAUACUUAAUCAGAUCGAGUAAUGUAAAUUACACUCAACAUUCUUUUUAUUUAAAUUAUUACUAAUUAAAAUUUGGAGAGGAAAUAGCGAAGCCCUUCUAAAGAAAAGGAAAAGCAGCCCUAGUUAAACGGAAGAAUUGGGCGGGAGUUUAAUUGAAGUCCGAUAUUUGCAGUAGCCAAGAGGAAAUGGAUUCGAAAUCCGUGAGGGAAUUCAUAAGAAAAGAAGUACCGGAUUGGGAUGACGAAUUGAUGGCCACGGCCCGAUUCAAAGCAUUUAGCGGUCAAAGAUCCGAUUGGGAACCCAAAUUCCAUUUCUGGAAAGAUUUGAUCAUCAAAAUCUCCCGCCACGUUGGUCUCUUCGUCAUUUCACCUUCCCAGGUAAAAAAUGAGUGGUUUAAUCGAGGAGGGUUGACUCCUUUGUGCCUUGAUCACGUACUGUUUGUGAUGUAUAAUGAAGGUGAAAUAACCCGAAUUUCGGACGUGGCGGAUCCUUAUAGCGGGAGAAUGUCUCAGCUGUUUAGGAAAGUGAAAGGUUUGAUGAAUAGAUCAACUAUGACUUCAGAAGGGAUUCUUCUUGAAGAUCGCGUCAUUCUUACAACAUUGCUAAAGGAAAGAGCUGAUGAGGUCGUUAAGUUUUUGUCUGAAAGUCAUUGGACUUUGUCUUGCAUUGUUACGAGGAAGAAGUUUGAGAGCAUGUGUGGAGGACAAGAGGAAGCGCAUGCAGUGUUGAGUUAUUUGUCAGGGUGUGGUAAAGGACAGUAUCUCUCGACCUAUAAGAAAGAAUUAAUUGAGGGCAUAAAAGUUUCCCUUUCAUCAGCAGUGGUUUCUAGUGUCUCGAGUUUAGAUUUUGACACUCUGCACCUGAUUUGGACUCAAGAAAAACUCCAGCAACAACUUGACAUGAUUGACCGACGCUGGGAAAAGUCAAGACAGUCCGCAUUAGUUUCUUUGAAAUCUGGGAACAAGAAAUUGGCCCUGAGACACGCAAGGGAGAUGAAGUUGGGCACUGAGAAUAGAGAAAAAUGUACCUCACUUCUGAACAGAGUGGAGGAAGUCUUAAGUGUUAUUGCAAAUGCUGAAUCAACAAAAAAGGUGACUGAAGCAAUCCAGAUUGGAGCGCGAGCAAUAAAGGAAAAUAAGAUCAGUGUGGAAGAAGUUCAGCUCUGCUUGGAAGAGCUUGAUGAGAGCAUUGAUUCACAGAAGCAAGUUGAAAUGGCGCUAGAAUCAGCUCCAUGCUCAGGCAUUGAGGAUGAAGAUAUUGAAGAGGAAUUCAGGAAAUUGGAGUUGGAAGUUGGAAAUGAAAACCUUAAGGAUCCGAUCUGUGAAGCUGCUGUUAGUGAUACGACAGGCUCUGAUGAAUCAUUGACUGAAGCUUUGUCAAAUCUAAAACUAGUGGAUGCUGCUCCCGAGGGAUCAGCAAUUCAGAAAUUUGGGGUACCAGCUAAGAACAAGGAUUCAAACAGCUCGAUGUUUGAAGCUGCAUAAAUAUCCAUCUGCUGUUUUGAUUAUGACCAUUUUGCGAUAACUGUCAAUCAUUUAAUGAACAGUGGUUAAUAGUCCAUCAAUUGAGCAUUUGGCUUAAUAGUCCACAUACGAUUUUUAAUUCAGAAUGUGAAUAUGCAAUGACGUCUUUUGAACUUA